AUGCGGAGCCACGUCGGAGGGGUUAAAGGAUGUAACACGGAGUGGGACGAGAUCGGCUGCUGGCUGACAGCUGAAGUCGGGCAGGCAGUCAACAAAUCCUGCUCGGAGGUCUUCCAGCAUUUCUCCAGCGAUCAAGGGUACGUCUACAGGAACUGCACGCCUCGUGGAUGGUCAGAAGUGUUCCCCCCCUACGACCAGGUCUGCGUUUUCAGCGACGACAGCGAGCAGGAAUCCGAGACGAGUUACCUCUCCACGUUCAGGCGGGUUUACACCGUGGGCUACGCCACCUCGCUCAUCUCCCUCAUCUCGGCCAUAGUGGUGUUCACCGCCUUCAGGAAAUUCCGCUGCACUAGAAACUACAUCCACGUCAACCUCUUCUCCUCCUUCGUCCUGAGAGCCAGCGCCGUCUUCAUCAAGGACACGGUGCUGUUCGCCGACGAGACUCUGGACCACUGCUCCGUGUCCACGACGGCGUGCAAGUCGGCCGUGGCUUUCUUCCAGUUCAGCAUCCUGGCCAAUUACUUCUGGCUGCUGGUGGAGGGCAUGUAUCUGCAGACCCUGCUGGCCCUGACUUUCGUCUCUCAGAGGAAAUACUUCUGGUGGUACAUUUUGAUCGGAUGGGGGCUCCCAUCAACAGUUCUUAUACUUUGGGUGUUGACCAGAUUCUUCUAUGAUGACAGAGGUUGCUGGGACGACACAGACGACGUUGCUAUUUGGUGGAUUAUUAAAGGGCCGAUAACCGCAUCGCUGCUGAUCAACAUCGUCAUCUUCAUCAACGUAAUCCGGAUCCUGGUUCAAAAGCUCCAAUCUUCAACCACAGCGGGGAACAAUGACACCGGGCACUUUAUGAGACUGGCCAAAUCCACGCUGUUCCUCAUCCCUCUGUUUGGGAUGCACUACACGGUGUUUGCCUUCCUGCCCGAGAACACGGGCGUCGCGGCCAGGCUCUACAUCGAACUGGGCCUGGGAUCCUUUCAGGGUUUCGUGGUGGCGCUGCUCUACUGUUUCAUGAACGGGGAGGUCCAAUCAGAGCUGCGCAGGUUGCUGUGGAAGUGUCGCAGUCAAAAUCACCUCACGUCGGCCAAGCGAAGCGUCACCCAGGUGACGGUGGAAGCGCGCGGGGGCCUCAGGCGGCCUCCUUCUGCCGGAAACGUCUCCUCAGUCUGACGCCGAGGAGUCGCGCCAAUGGUGACAACAACUCAAGGACC
This is a messenger RNA of Pungitius pungitius (ninespine stickleback), 1208 nucleotides long. RefSeq names its product pituitary adenylate cyclase-activating polypeptide type I receptor-like. Gene Ontology annotation, biological process: adenylate cyclase-modulating G protein-coupled receptor signaling pathway; cell surface receptor signaling pathway. Gene Ontology annotation, cellular component: plasma membrane. The transcript is spliced from 12 exons. Gene Ontology annotation, molecular function: vasoactive intestinal polypeptide receptor activity; peptide hormone binding; G protein-coupled peptide receptor activity. The coding region runs from base 1 to 1167 and encodes 388 amino acids. The record is from RefSeq and is a predicted model, not a curated record. Lineage: Eukaryota; Metazoa; Chordata; Actinopteri; Perciformes; Gasterosteidae.